CGCAUGCGCGGAGCCGAGUCCGGCUGGGCCGCAGCGCGGUGGCCGGCGCUAGCUGUAGGCACCCGCCCGGCCCCGCUGGUCGGUCCCCGCCUCGUUUUCUCUCCGGACCCCGACAGACCCCGGCUGAGCAGAGAGAGAGGCCAGGAUGUCGCAGACCGCCAUGUCCGAGACCUAUGGCCUGACCUGCGUGUCCGCCCAGGAUGGCUGACCUCUGCCUGUGCCUGUUUUGCCCACGGUUCUGCAUUUCUCGUGUGAACAUUCACCGUGCGUGGCAGGACGUCUGCUUCAGAUUUUUUAUUUAAGUUCCUGGUGAUUGGAAAUGCGGGGACUGGCAAAUCUUGCUUACUUCAUCAGUUUAUUGAAAAAAAAUUCAAAGAUGACUCAAAUCAUACAAUAGGAGUGGAAUUUGGCUCAAAAAUAAUAAAUGUUGGUGGUAAAUACGUCAAGUUACAGAUAUGGGACACAGCGGGACAAGAACGAUUCAGGUCUGUGACAAGGAGCUAUUACAGAGGUGCAGCCGGUGCGCUCCUCGUCUAUGACAUCACCAGAUGCCAGAAUGCUGGCGAGUCAGAGCAUCGUGAUCCUCCUCUGCGGGAACAAGAAGGACCUGGACACUGACCGGGAAGUCACCUUCCUAGAGGCCUCCAGGUUCGCGCAAGAGAAUGAGCUAAUGUUCCUGGAGACAAGUGCACUGACUGGGGAGAACGUGGAAGAGGCAUUUGUGCAGUGUGCACGAAAAAUACUCAACAGGAUCGAGUCAGGUGAGCUGGACCCAGAAAGGAUGGGCUCAGGCAUCCAGUACGGAGACGCCGCCCUAAGACAGCUCCGGUCCCCACGCCGCACUCAGGCCACGAGUGUGCAGGAGUGUGGCUGUUAGAGCCAUUACACAGGUGUGCCUGUUCCCAAUGGCUCUGUUUUUCAAGUGUCUGCGUGGUGUUGGGACAGUGGCUGGAGCUUGGAGAAUCUGCAGCUUUUCCACCUCUUCUCUGUGCAGAAGUGGAUCUUAUGGGGACGCUACUCCAGCUGGCGGAGGCAGCCCAGGAGCCACGUAAUAAACCUGAUGUGAGGGACGACACCGGCCGAUGUGUACGCGCAUGUGACUUUCCUGUUCCACUUCCCCCGCCUUGUCCGAGAACACACACGCUGUGCCGUGUGGGCCCCGUCCGUCUCCCCAGCAUGUUCCUUGAGUGUGAUAGGAUAGGAAUGGUGCUCUAAAUGCAGUUGGAUAUUUCUUUAACCACAGGCACAGAGAUUCAUGUUGGUGUACCUUGUGACCAACGUGCAAGGGCCCUGGCACCGGCACCCAGGGUCCCACUUAUUCAACCGCACUUACCACACUCCACCGUACACUCCCCACACUUGAGAUGCUGGAGCAGUCGCCCUUCACCAGCGACCCGAAAUGAAAUAAAAACUGGUGUUUGGUGAA
Messenger RNA from Marmota monax (woodchuck), 1426 nucleotides. It is a transcript of the gene Rab4a, whose product is annotated as RAB4A, member RAS oncogene family. The coding region runs from base 536 to 877 and encodes 113 amino acids. Gene Ontology annotation, cellular component: postsynaptic recycling endosome. The transcript is spliced from 9 exons. Gene Ontology annotation, molecular function: GTP binding; GTPase activity. Gene Ontology annotation, biological process: regulation of endocytosis; Rab protein signal transduction. The record is from RefSeq and is a predicted model, not a curated record. Lineage: Eukaryota; Metazoa; Chordata; Mammalia; Rodentia; Sciuridae.